Molecule: messenger RNA, 504 nt
Organism: Uncinocarpus reesii 1704
Lineage: Eukaryota; Fungi; Ascomycota; Eurotiomycetes; Onygenales; Onygenaceae
Exons: 2
Coding region: 1-504 (167 amino acids)
Source: RefSeq, a predicted model, not a curated record
AUGGUCAAUCUAGGACGCUAUGUCCCAAUCAGCUACGAUUCGGACGAUUCAGACUUCCCCCCAACUCGCUUCGCCUGCGCCUUUUGCUGCAAAGAAUUCGGCACAUUCAAAGCGCUUCACCAACACUGCCGCAUGACCAGUCGGCACGAGUGGUGCGCCAGAUGCGACCGUGCAUUCUGCCACGAACGCGCACUGGCCGCGCAUGUCCGAUACUCCAGCUCCCACCACGAGUGUCCACGAUGUGACUUUGACUUUACGACUGCGGCCGGGUUAAACACGCACCGGGCCGAGGCGCAUCACUGGUGUGUUGAUUGCGACGAGUAUUUUCAGAAUAAUAACAGCCUGCGGAUGCUCAUACCGCAUCCACCAUUAGCAUCGAUUAACCCACCGCCCCCGCAACCUCCAAUGUUACGGCUGCUCCUGGCUAUUCCCCUGCUUUUCCGCAAUGCGGAUCCACCUCGAAGCCGGGACGUGCUCCAGCGGAGUCAACACCGGCGUCGUUAA